UAUUUUCAAAAUAUGUUUAUUCUCUGUUUAUUUGCUCGUUUUACAUUUUGGCAUUUGUAAGCUGUUUUUCCGACUUGAUGCAAAUUUACUUGAGUCAAAGCUCACGUGUUGACAUUAUGCAUUUCCAUUGUUCAAAACUGGUGUCCUAUAGAUAUCAAAGCGUCAAAAAUUUGAUAGAAAGAUAAGGGAUUACACAAAAUUAUGAGAUAUUGACAGAUGGCAAAAAAAAAAUCCUCUUCAGAAAAAAGUCGGGUUCUUAAGAAACAUUAAACAUACUAAUUAGUUAAUAUUGUCGAAAAAAGGAAGGAGAGAGUUAAAUUGUUUACAAAAAUCAGACGUCCAAAGGCAAAGAAAGAUCACUUCAAUUAACCAUUUUUACCAUAAUUAUCCAUACACCAGCGCUGUCAUACGGGCUUUCACGCUUUAUUUUCUCUAGCUUACUUUCACACACAUUUAUUUUCGAAUCGACAUAAAGACGGAAAAAAWUUUUUUUUUAAUGCAUGCGUUUAGUCGUAUAAGCUUACUUUCUUUUGGACGAACCUGAGAGUGAAUAGGAAGGUCGUGGGGCGGGUAAACGUACCGUAAAAUCCAGAUAAUAAAAUAAUUUUGGAAUAAGGGCUUUAAAAUUUCCUUCAACAUUCCUGGUAAUUGCUAAAUUUUAAAGCAAUGCUCAAAAAUAUCUUUCAAGUCGAGGCUUUAAGGUAUAACGUUCCUGCAGCCGAUUUUUUGUCAGUAGGGAUUGGGAGGGUCUGCAAAGUGAUGAAAUAGAUAAGAGAACCAUAUCCCCAAACCUCGACUUGAUGACCAUAUUUAUGAGUGUUCAGCCAAGGCUUAAAUUUAAACUAUUAAAGAGCAUGGCUCGUCCGCAGCCAGAGAUUACUUAAGAAUUUAUUUGAAGCUACCCAUAAUGCUUCACUAGAUUUUACAUAUCAAGAUUUGAGUGGAGUCUUAAUAUUGAGUGAUAUGAGUGGAGUGAAAAGAAAUGAUAUUAGGAACAUGGAGAAAUUGAUUACCUGCUGCAUAGUUAAUGGAGCGGAAUGGUUUGGAAACUCCAUAGAACAAAGCUAUUGUUUUGCGUUUGAUGUUGAACCGUACCAUCACGUGAUACUGACCCUGCACAAUGAACCAAAGCAAGUAUGGCUGAAAAUACUCAUUUCCUUAUCAUUUUCAUGCAUGAACAUUUUGAAAGUGAAAACUUUCAUUCGAUGACCAAAACCCAUGUGAAUGAAUAUUUCCGCGCAGAUACAGUUAACUUUACUAGAUGAUAAAUAAGAAAGCAUGAAAAAAGGCAAUUUCCUUUUCAAUAAACAAUUUGUAUUAAUCAUAAAGGAUUAACUUACGAAUAAUAAUUAUUUUAGAACGUUUUUUAGGGUUAAAAACUUUUCCUUCUCUGUGCAGGGUCAACGUCAUAUCAAUGCAUAAAGUCGAACAAAAACAUAGAACAAUAGGUUUCCCAACCAUUCCGCUCCAUUGACUAUGCCUGCUGUCACGAUGGAAACUGAGUAGCCAUUCCUCUAAACAUUUUAGUACAAGCAUGGUUGAGUCGUAAGAAAAAAGGUUCCUUGCCAUUGAGCUUUCAGUUAAUAAAUCACAAAAAAUCUUGAUAUGUCAUGAUCUGGAAAGGGUAAGAAAAUUCUGAUUGGAUUACUAAGAUUUCUCCUUGAUAGGAAACGAAAAAUGGGCUUACAAAGUUUAUUUGGGAGGGAUAUGGAUUGCGGUAAAUUGAGGGCUAAAAAAGGGGAGGAGCCACUAGCCAUUCCGAGAUUGAGAAAAAGACUGGGUCGAGUUGGCAUUGCAGUGCAUUGUGGGAUUGUUUUAGGAGACAAAAUAGACGCCAUCUUGGAAAUGUUCUCUAAAACAGUCCACAAUGCACUGCAAUGUCAACUUGACCCAGUCUUUUUCGCAAACUCAGAGUUGCUAAUAGGCAAGACUAGGGGAGGGGAGGGAGGAGACCAUGGCCAGGACAAUUUCAGGGGUUAUUAUCAGGACUUUACGGUAUUAACAUAGAAUAUUUAGGUAAUUAGAAAGAUAACUAAGACAGAAAAGACAGCCUUAGUGUUAGAAUUGAUAAUAAAAAUACGACAACAGCAGAGAUAACAAUCACUGAUUGUUAUUUGGAACAAAACGUUUCACUUUUUCUAUUUAUCGAUAAGGAAAUGUACCUGGGGCUGCAGCCGGGGACCUUUGGGUAGAAUACUUGGUUACGCGUUUAUCUUACUAUAGGUUUCUCAUCAAAACACUUGUAGAAUGCAAUUCCUCUGAGAAUAUAAAACUUAAAAGUAUCUUUUCAAGGGCACUGGUAAACAAAGAAAUACUGCUGAAGGAAAGACACGUGGUCUGAAUUGGGGAAACGUAACGCCCAAGCUUUAAAAGGUCUAUUCCAAAUGGCUUACUGAGAUGCGUCCAGAUCUAUGAUUUGGCUGUCAAAUGCGCAGUAUUGUCAUUGGGAGCCAAUGCUUACUCAAUCAAUAGUGUGUGGAAAUAACCGCUUUCUUGGAAGAAAAUGAAGGGGAGUUUUGGAAAGAACUUACGAGUGAAAUGGAUACGAGAACAACAGCAGGCUCCGUUGCUAUAGCAAUAACAUUCCUAGCCACUUUACCAGCGGGAAAACUUGUAGAUUAUUUCGGCCUCCGAGUCGUUUCCUUAGCGGGGUCCUUAAUAUGCGCGUUAAGCCUUCUUUUGACCUCGUUUGCUAAAAGCAUUGUAGUGAUAUACUUUACCUAUAGCCUGGGCUUUGGAGUAGGAAGCAGCUUUCUAUACACUGCCUCCAUGUUUGUCACAACAAAAUACUUCAAAAAAAGACGCGCGACGGCUGUUGGAAUUGUUUGUGCGGGUGGUGGCUGUGGUUAUCUUGCUAUGGGUCCUUUGAUACAGUUAAGUCUUAACGAACUUGGAAUAGCAACAAGUUUUCGGAUCAUGGCAGGAGUUCUUUUCCUUCCUGGUAUAUUCUCUCUCUUGUACUCCUCCGAUACUAAAACGGCUAUGAAAACAGAAGAGAGAAGAGAAGACCUCGAUACAAGACCGUUGAAAAAAGUUCACGUGAAGAAGAAAAUGGUAGAUUGCUUGAUAUGGAAGAAUCCAAGUUAUACAGUGAAUAUUGCAUCGUUAACUCUAGCAAGUCUAGCUCAUUAUAUCCCUCAACUUUAUCUGGUCGAGAACUGCGAAACUCUUGGUAUUUCUGCAAUGAAAGCAUCCCAGCUUUUAAUUUUCAUCGGCCUUGCGACGAUAUUUACUCGUACGACCAUCGGCUUUCUUCUCAACUAUCCGAGGGUUUCUUCAUCGCUUGUCUUUCAGUGUUCCCAGCUUCUUGACGCUUUUGUACAUUUAACGAUACCAUUUGCGAACAAGUACGAACAUUUUGUUAUUGUGAGCGUUUUGUACGGUUGCGCAGAUGGGGCAUUCUGCACGACGUUAAAUCAUAUUCUUCUAACGUAUGUGCGAAAACCUGAGCAAGUUUCUGCGGCUUUUGGUUACGGAUGUAUCGUCAAUUCCAUGACUAUUGCGGCUGGUGCUCCAUUAGCAGGUAUUUUGAUACAAUACUAUAACUCGUACAGUCCCGCAUUCUUCGCCGGCGCCGGUGUCUUGUUCAUCUCUUCGAUGAUUCCUUCAGUUUACUUGUUCAUCGAGGGGAUCAUUUCUCAAUGUUGUAAACAUCCACGGAGAAAUCUCGAAUCCACCAUAGCAAAGUUAUGUCCAAAGCACAAGCUAGAGUGCGAACAUUCUAAAGACAAAGAACGUCUCCAACCAGACCCUGUCGGCCCUUCUCUUACGGCUGUAAAUAUUGGUGUUUUCAUUUGAAAUGAUAUUUGAAACACGUAGGAUACGUACUUAUUUCAUUAGCAACAUGAAGUUAAGAGCCUCGACGCUAUGCAAAGGGGGUCUUUACGCUUGCUCUCUAUCUCUUUAUUCUAGGGCUGAACAGUCCCUAUAUUGCGCGCGAAAUAGCGAGUACCCGCACGCGUAUUUAUGUUGAUAGCGUGGAACAUGGCAAAUAACAAAGUGGAAUCCACAUUUUUAUCGUGUAAACACGUCUGCUGUGUUGAAGGCACGAUAUUUUGGUAUACCCUUGACCAGUGUGAUUAAACCCUGUUGCAAACUGUAAAACCCGCGCAAAAAGAAUUUACAUUGGCUAUAUGUCUCAUUGUCAUCCUAAAGUGUAAUAUAAUUUAUGAUAACAAUAUUAUAUUAUUAUUAUAUUAUUUAUAUGUGACUCCAUUCACUCCUCCCCCUUCCCUUGUAAAGGAAAAGUAUUUUUUAAGGGGAGCGGGAUAAGCGAUGUUUAAAUAUAAGUGGGUACCUUUUUUUGUAGGUUUGUAUUUUUUUAUCAAAAGGAAUUAAGAUGUACGUAUUUAUUGAAUGUCAAUAGUUGAGAGUAAAUGACCACAGGUAGCCCAAUAUGGGCUGUUUGUCACGUAUUUCGAUUUGAGAUUUAUAUACGUAUAUAUUUGUUAGCGUAUUAAUUGAAUGUAAAUGAAAAGUCAAUGUUCAAGAAUAUAAAAUAAAAAAACCUCAAGGAUCCAAAAA
This is a messenger RNA of Actinia tenebrosa (Australian red waratah sea anemone), 4524 nucleotides long. RefSeq lists its product as uncharacterized. Gene Ontology annotation, biological process: transmembrane transport. The record is from RefSeq and is a predicted model, not a curated record. Lineage: Eukaryota; Metazoa; Cnidaria; Anthozoa; Actiniaria; Actiniidae. Gene Ontology annotation, molecular function: transmembrane transporter activity.